Messenger RNA from Haliotis rufescens (red abalone), 653 nucleotides. RefSeq names its product hemagglutinin/amebocyte aggregation factor-like. The record is from RefSeq and is a predicted model, not a curated record. Bases 97 to 600 code for a protein of 167 amino acids. The transcript has 5 exons. NCBI's taxonomy places the organism in Eukaryota, Metazoa, Mollusca, Gastropoda, Lepetellida, Haliotidae.
AUCACAACGUACACGGUGCGGGAGUUACAGAUGGUAUACACGUGUAUAUAUACUGGCGCACAGUGCAUGUAGUCCAAGGCGCUGUGUGUUCACACUAUGAUGUUCCCUACUGCGUUUCUGCUGCUAUCUCUUGUCUCUGUCGUGACGUCAAAAUAUGUCAACGACUUUGACAAGCGUUUCAAUUACGAAUGUCCUUCGGGGAAGUCCAUUGCUUCCUGGAAAAGCUAUAAUAGUGUCUACCAUGGAGACAGACGCUACAAGUUCACCUGUCAGAAUACACCAGGACUAGGAUACUGUCAAUGGCAUAACUAUGUGAACAGAUUUGAUCAGCCGAUAUCUUUCCGAUGCUACAAUGGCGUCAUUACCGGCGUCGGCAGCUAUCACAAUAGCUACUACGAAGACCGACGAUUUAGUUUCAACUGUUGCUCCCUGUACCGUAAACGUUUGGUGCGUUGUGGCUGGACCGGCUUUGUCAACAAUUGGAAUAAGGACCUCAACUUCAGGAUGCCUGAGGGACACUUCCUCAAGGGAGUCUCCAGCAUUCACAACAACCGUUAUGAAGACAGGCGCUGGAAAUUUGAGACCUGCGCGAUCCAGUGACGGAAACGACGUGCCAACAUGUAACCAGUCAAUACAUGCUGCUGUAAAAAUAA